AUGGUACUUGUUGCUGGAAAGAAAUACAAACUUGUCAAGAAGCACACACGUCGAUUCACUCGUCAUGAAUCCGACCGUUACCAUCGUCUGCGCCCUAACUGGCGUAAACCAAAGGGUAUCGACAAUCGUGUCCGUAGACGUUUUAAAGGUCAACGGCGUAUGCCAAAAAUCGGUUAUGGAAACGAUAAAGCCAUUCGCCAUAUGAUGCCAAACGGCUUCAGGAAGGUUCUCGUCCGAAAUGUUAAGGAUUUGGAUAUGCUUUUGAUGCAAAACAAACGAUUCGCCGGUGAGGUGGCACACAGUGUUUCAUCGAAGAAACGGAAAGAUAUCGUUGAGCGUGCACAACAACUCAACAUUAAGUUAACGAAUGGCAACGCACGUGUCAGAUCCGAAGAGAACGAGUAG
Anisakis simplex (herring worm) is the source of this 405-nucleotide messenger RNA. Lineage: Eukaryota; Metazoa; Nematoda; Chromadorea; Rhabditida; Anisakidae. The record is from the annotation of a GenBank genome assembly.